Messenger RNA from Medioppia subpectinata, 2897 nucleotides. The record is from the annotation of a GenBank genome assembly. NCBI's taxonomy places the organism in Eukaryota, Metazoa, Arthropoda, Arachnida, Sarcoptiformes, Oppiidae.
CAUUCAUACAUUCAAUGUUAGCGUUGAGUGAAUUGUAAUGCAGUUUUCAUUCAGUGUUUUGUUUGACAAUUUGUCCCACAAUUUGAUUGUUUCAAUGCUUUGAUGUGUUUCUAAAUGACAGCAAACAUGAGUGAGAAGUGUGUGAAGAAGUUAGUAAUCGUUGGACACGACCUCUCACUGCAACCCAUCGUCGAGACGGCGGCGAAGCACUUUAAUAUUGAGAUCCAAUUGUACGACGAGUCAAAAGAUGAGUGUUUUGAGAGUUUGGACAAAGAGUCGGUUCUAUAUGUUUGCGACACUUUUAGUGGACAUAUAUUUGAUGAGUUGAUGAAACACAAGAAACACAUCAUUAGUCCCAUUGUUUUGCAACAAUGCGUCGAUCAAAAUACUCCUUUGCCUCAACCAAAGUAUCCGUUGUAUAACUAUUUUCUUAAGGACGCCAUCAUCUGCUUCUCUCCCACUACUAAAGAUGAAACCGAAAUGGUUAACCAUUUCUUGAAUAGAAUCCGUUUUAUGAGCGGUCAGAGCAGGAAAGACAUGAAGAGUGGAAAGUCUUUCGACAGAACCCAUUUGAUUGAGAGCCGAACCGAUACUAAUAAUUACAGAUGUGCUGUUAUUUACGGAAUUCCAAUACUUUUCAAAGAAUGGAUUGAAGAGUUGUGGCAACACAGGAAUGACUCGCACUUUGAUCCCAAUGACAUGAAUCUAAUUAAUAAGUUUAAGAUAAAAGCGUUUCAUGGCUUGGGUUUGGCUUUCGUUGGAUUCUCGAAAGAAAAGCCGUUAGAAGUGAAUGAAAGGGAAGAGAUGGAAAUUUUGACCAAAGCAUUUGAUGGUCAAGUGGUUGACCCCUACUCUAACAGCUGUACACAUAUUAUAUUGAAUGCCAACAAAGGCGAUAAAAUCGACAUUAAUUUUGAUCAAUACGAGAGAAUACCUGAUAAUGUCGUCUAUAAAAACUGGUUCACAGAAUCGGUUCACAUUAAGAACCGCGAAGAAGAGGAAAUCCACCACUACUUUUCACAAAAAUUGCGAGAACUUUGUCGAACUCCUUCUACGUGUGGCAAGUCUUCUGUCAAUGGUUUGGGUGUAUUGAGUCCUGACUACGACAUAUCCUUCUCUUUGGACUCAUCUGUUUCGAAAUCGAAAUUAGAUGCCGAUCUGAAGGCAUUGGACCAAAAGUCCAAAUCACACACUUAUCACGUCUGUUAUGAAUUGUGUGAAAAUGAGGCCAAUUAUGUCAAGAUUUUAAAAGCCAUCCUUUCGAUAUUUAGAGAACCGCUCAUAAACCACAGCGAACCACAACUAUUGCCCAAUGAUAUUGAAUUGAAGACAAUAUUUGGUUGUUUGCCGCCACUCAUCGAAGUUCACGAACAAAUUCUUAAAAAGCUAGAAAAUAUUAUCCAAAACUGGAGCGAAGAUAACGAAAUCGGCAAAGUUUUUGUUGAACACGUAUCGCAAACAGACAAACAAUGUGGACGACAAACUUUAAAGGAAUUGCUUAUAAACCCAAUACAACGGUUGCCAAGAAUCGAACUUUGCUUGAAAGCAUUACUCGACAAAACGCCAGAAACAAAAUCCGAUUACAAAUCACUGAAAGAAGCGCUGAAUACUAUCGUCGAAGUGAAUAAGCGAAUAAAUAAGGGAAAGGAGAAAACUGAGGGUCAGAUGAAAAUGUUUGAUAUCAUAAAUGACAUCGAGGACUGUCCGCCAACUCUACUGUCCUCUCAUCGCCAGUUCAUCGCCAAUUGUGACGUUCGUCUCCUAAUCCUAAACGAAGCAAAAGAAAUCACCAAAUUUGAUAACUAUUUGUUUACAUGUAUUUUGUUCAAUGAUUUGCUUAUGUUAUGCAAAAAGCGAACGCUUAAGCGAACCAAUUCAUUGACACAGAAGGGAUCAACUAAUUAUCCAAAUUCUGCUGGAAUUAAGAAGAAUUCAUCGAAGAAAUCGUUUAAACACAUCGAGACUAUAGAAUUGUCGAGAAUUAAAUAUAUAGUGAAUGACAAAUCCGAUGAAUUUUCCAAUUGUUUUGCAAUUAUAACAAUUCCAUUGGCAAACGAACGGUCAUUCUCUGCCUAUCCAUUUGAGGUGAAAACACCAGAAUUUGAUAAACACAACUUCAUGGAUCACAUCACACAAACCAUAUUACAACUUAUGCCAGACUUCUCUCAAGAGAAUAUAAUACGAGAACAGUCUUUCAGGGAAUUAGACUUCGCCUGUUCUAACGUAAUCGCCCGAAACGUCAGCAAAUCCAAAUAUGCCAUUUAUAGGACUAAAGAGAAAAUCAACCGAACGUUUUCAGUGCGAAGACAAUCACUGGCACCGGCCAUGUCUUUGGAGUCAUUACAUGUGCCUCCACUUCAGUCAUCACUUCCGCCGUCGUCUCCAUCGACGGGUCGACGGAUAUCUCGUAUGUUUUCCGGUUUUCUGAGCCCUAAAACGCUUCCGAAUCGCAAUUCGAACCGAUAUUUAAGUUCAAUGACUUCAAUGACAAGCCUUAACGAAAACUCAGACAUUGAGAUUGACUCCAACUUCAGUCUUCCCACGACUCCCGCACCGCGAAAGAAGAACAAGUGCUCAACAAAUACUGAACACAUUUUGGAAAUUUAAUACAUUUUUUAGAUUAAUUUUGUAAAAUAUUUUCAUUCUUUUUUAUACGAUAUUUCAUAAUAUUUUCUGUAAAUUUUCGCACAUUUUUCUAAAAGCCAUUCAUUCUUAUAAGAUCUAUAUUUUCUAUGCAUUAUUUACUCGAUAAACAUUUUUUAUAUAUUAUAUAAAUACAAAUGAUUUAAAUGAAGGAAUCAAUGACACAAAUAUUUGCCAAAUUCUUUCAUAAAAUAAAAAUGUAGUCAAAAUUGCUAUCAUUUUAUAAUAAAUUGAUGAGUUGUUGAAAAAAUUGA